AUGGCGGGGGGAAAGAGGGGAACGGGCGGAGGGCGGGGGAAGGACCCGCCUCUCGCUGCCUCGCAACCGCCGGGCUGCCCGCCGCGAACGCCUGAACAAAACACGCCGGCCCCGGCUCCCGAACGGCGCAAAGCGCUGCCGACGGGAAAAAAAGAAACGGAUCCGCACCUCCUCCGCGGGGUGAGGAGGGGAGAAGCGGAGCCGAAACGAGGGGAGGGAACGGAGAGGCGGCCGUUUGGGUCUUUCAGGCAACGGCGCGGUCGCCCCCGGGAGCAGCACAAUGGGCGGGGGCGCCUCGCGCGGGCCAACGGCUGCGGCGCCCCCUCUCCCCCCCCCCCCCCGGGGUUCCUGAGGGGCCGCCGCGGUCUCGGCCCGGGCCCGGUGCUGCGGGGGGGAGAGACCCCGGAUCGGGGAGACCCCGGGCCGGGGAAGGGUGUUGGGUGCAGCCCGGUGCCGCCGCCCCCAGAGAGGGGGAGCGGAGCGUCCCUGUGGAAAGCACCCGCGAUGGCGAAGGGUGGAGGUGCGGCCUUGUGGUAUCUGGAGGCCGGCCCGGUGCCCUCCUCGGGAAACAACCGGCCCGCGGGCACGGCUGUCAUCGUGUGUGCUUCAAAAACGGCUUUAGGAUGCCGAGCAGCUUGUUAGUUACAGCACACACUUGAAGAUGACUCUGAGCAACCUGAUCUGACUUUGAAGAUGGUUCUAAAUUCAGAGUGUGGUCUAGAGGACCUCAGCGCUCCUGUCCAGCCUGAAUCACUGUGUGCUUCUGGAACAUGCGCUUCAGUGAACUCUUCGUAACAGCUGGGUGAUCAUCCAAAGAUGUCAGGUGAUGCUUAUACAGCAGACUUUGAUGCUAACGGAGGUUUCUCAAAGUUCCUGGUAUUAGUAACCAGAUAAGCUGUUCACCAUUCAUUAGGACCUAAUUAUCAUUUUUUUUAUAUAUAUAUAUAUUAAAAAAAUAUGUAGAUGUGCGAAGCCUCUAAACUAUGCCUAAUGUGACCUUUUGAUUGUACCAUCAUCACAUUUACCUCUUUCCUCCUCAGUCACUCCAUCUCAUACUCCAAUGCUGAGAACCACAUUCACUGCACUAAAAAAGAAACACCACUGCCUUCAUUUUCCUUACAUGUGCUUUUUUUAUUUUAUAUUAAAACUCCUUGGCUUAGGGGAUCAGACCAUGACAGAAGGUGGUCUGUGGAAAACAUAUCUGCAAAUCCUAAAUCCCCUUUCCCGAUGUUGCCAAAGGCCAAGGUUUCUGAUCUGGCUUGUGAUCAGUGAGCGCAAGCUCUCAGACUGCAAA
Harpia harpyja (harpy eagle) is the source of this 1294-nucleotide messenger RNA. Its product is annotated as WAS/WASL-interacting protein family member 2-like. The record is from RefSeq and is a predicted model, not a curated record. NCBI's taxonomy places the organism in Eukaryota, Metazoa, Chordata, Aves, Accipitriformes, Accipitridae. The coding region runs from base 1 to 642 and encodes 213 amino acids. The transcript is spliced from 2 exons.